AUGGGACCCUGUUUUGUUCAUCCUGAGCCCUCAGAGUCAUAUGAGACUAAGAAAGAGGAGCGGAGAGGGAAGAUGGAGGAGCUGAGACGGUGGGUGACGGAGGCUGGGUGGUGGGUAAGGAGGUGUUGCUGUGGAGAAGAAGGUGAGGAGGAGAGAGGAAAGAAGGAAGAAAGCAGGGAGGAGGAGGUGAAGGAGGAGAUGGUGAAGAUAGAGGAGCUGAACUUUUGGAAGAGCAACAGUUCAACUUCGCUUCCUCCAGCUGAGGUAUUCACAUGGACUCACACAACACACCAACAACACUAUCAGAGUAACACAGUCACAGCACAACACUGUUCCUAAUGUUUUGGGAUGGUCAUUUGUCAAUCCAGUCUGUGUCUGUCUGUCUAUCACAGUUAGAUAUGGAUCAGCUCGGCACGUCCCCCUCGGGGUCCCAGCCCCACUGGUUUCACACCCUGCAGACCCGACGGACCCGAGUUCAGCGAGGGCGGAGCAACAGCGACCCGCUGGGAGGGAACAACUGCCAGGACCACUUCACCUGGGUCAGAAAACACACCUGUUGAGGGUUUUCAUCGAGUUUUGAAAAAGUCUGACUUGGUGAGCUGAUGUGUCCCAUGUCUCUCAGAGACCAGGUCUGCAGUUUGGAGCAGCUCACUCAUAUGUCAGUCUGGAGAAACUGGGAGAGGGGGCGUACGCUUCUGUCUACAAAGGAAUCAGCAGGUGAGUCUCACCUGUGUUUGAGGUGUUUCAUUUCUCUUUUUUACAGUGUGUCUUUUAUUUGACAAACAUAUACAGACAUUGUUCUUACUUUACCUUUCCCAGUAUUGUUAGUUUAUACUGUUUUUAUUUAAUUUUUGAGUGUACUCUCUGUUAAAUGUCAUUUUUACAGUGUUGAUGUCCGUUUAACGACACUUUCUUUAACUUAAUUUUGCUGCGGUGUUAACUUUGAAUGUUUACAGGAUAAACGGGCAGUUGGUGGCUCUGAAGGUGAUUCGUAUGAAAACGGAGGAGGGCGUCCCGUUCACGGCCAUCAGAGAAGGUAAAACACACACUAAGUAUUUUUUACAGUGUAUCACAGGUCUGAGUUUUAGAUUUUCUUUUUACACUUUUUCAUUUUUUUUUCUGAGCCUCUCUGCUCAAAGGUCUGAAGCACGCCAACAUCGUCGUCCUCCACGACAUCAUCCACACCACAGAGUCUCUGACCUUCGUCUUUGAAUACGUGGUGAGAUACAUGACCAGCAGGGGGCGUCACUCUUUUUUGAACUUAUGCUGUGUUCGAGUUACCCUGGAAGUCAGAGCUGAAAAUGACGUCACACCCGAGUAAUCAGCGUUUCAGUUACCAAGUCGGAAAAAAGCAAAAUUAGAACGAAAGUUACUUCAGCACUUGCCUUAUCCGGAUAUAAGGCAAGCACUGAAGUAACUUUCGUAGAUGUAGCCAUCUUAUUUCAGGCCUCCAAUUUUGCUUUUGUCCGACUUGGAAAUAAAACGCUGGUAACUCUGGUGUGACGUCAUUUUCAGCUCCGACAUCUGACUUCCGAGGUAACUCGAACGCAGCAUUACAAUCCAAUAUUAUCAUAAAGAAAUGAUAUAGAGUGUGUUGUUUAAAUGUUUGAUUCUUCUUCGUGUGUUUUUAUUCCUGUAGCAGACGGAUCUGUCUGAGUACAUGAGCCAACACCCGGGAGGACUACACUCACACAACGUCAGGGUUUGUACACAAUCACACAAAACAACCUAACAAACAACCAUAUUGUUGUUUUAGAAGCCUCUGUUGUUGUUGUUGUUUUCUAAAUGAUUGUUGUCUGUGGUUCUUCUUCUUGUUUUUUCCUUGCUAUUGUUGUUUUUGCGGUUGGAGUCUUUAUUUGUGAUUGUUUUUCUUGUUUUUUUUCUGUGGUCCUUGUUGUUGCUGUUUUUGUGGUCCUCAUUUUUGUUGUUGUCGUUGCAGCUGUUUAUGUUCCAGCUGCUGCGGGCGCUCUGUUACAUCCACAGUCGGAGGAUCCUCCACAGAGACCUGAAGCCUCAGAACCUGCUCAUCAGCUACCUUGGAGAACUCAAGAUGGCUGACUUUGGUUAGACUCACUAAGCUCUGCCCACAAACCCCACACUGCCUUAACCCUCAGUUCCUGUUCAUUUUAAGCUCCAUCCAGCCUACUUUGUCCACAAAACGGACAUGCAGAUAAGUGUUCAUAAAAUAAUCAUCUUUUUUUUUUACUUUUUUUGACUCAAAUCUCUUAAACAACUUCAGCCCUGACCAUUAAAAAAAUAAUAAAUACAUAAUUCAAUGUUACACACUGUUUAUGCCAGUUCUUGUGCACCAUGUCACUGUUAUUUUUAAUGGUAAAAACACAUAAUCGCCAUAUUUCCCAGAUAAAAUGACCUAGAUGAUUAUUUUUUUAAUUAAAAGAGUCUGGGCCAUGUCAAUGAUGAGAAGUAAAACCGAAUUCGGUGCAUUUAAAUACUUUUUGUAGUGCCAGUUUUUCAUAUUUGAAGCUCCAUCCAGCCUAUUUUGUCCCCAAAACGGACAUGCAGAUAAGUGUUCAUACAAUUAUCAUAUUUUAAAUUUUUCUUACUUUUUUGACUCAAAUCUCUUAAACAACUUUAACCCUAACCAUUAAAAAAGUAAUGAAUAGAAAAUAAGAUGUAUUACCCUUUUUAUGCCAGUAUUUGUGCACCAUGUCAUAUUCAUUGAUAAAGUGUGCGUUUCUAAAUAACACUUGUUGUAUCACUGUCGGCAAGUAAAAUUUAGAGCCCUGGCGAUCGAGUGACUGCAAAAAGAAGGUUGUAAUAUGUUGUUAUGGUGCCAUAAAAAUGUGACCGUCAGCUCAAAAUUAAGGACAUAGUAGGAACCGAGGGUUAAUUAUGUGUUUUUAUGAACACUCAAUAUCUAGAUCUGAAUAUAACUCCAUCUGGUACAUCAGACACUGGUAUUUUACAUCUACCAGAGAUCAGGUCGCAUCAGUGUCCUAGUUUUCAGCUGUUUUUGAUCUCCAGUGCCAGGUGAUCUGAUGAGUUUUACCCAUGAUUCUGCUCUGAUUGGACCUCUUUGUCUGAUUCUGGGUUCAGGUCUCGCUCGGUCCAAGUCCAUCCCUAGUCAGACAUUCUCUUCAGAGGUGGUGACGCUGUGGUACCGACCGCCUGAUGUCCUGUUAGGGUCCACGGACUACUCCACGGCUCUGGACAUAUGGUGAGAACGGAACUUGAUUAUUAGUGAGUGAAGAAUAAGUACAGACAUUUUCUCACUGACUUCUGUUCAAUCAACCCUGUGCAUGGUUUCAGUUUUACAGAUUUUUCAAUAAAGCUUUCUGGGUUUAAAUCAGGGGAGCUGGGUGCAUCUUCAUAGAGAUGCUACAGGGGGCGCCAGCGUUUCCAGGAGUCAGUGACGUGUUUGAACAACUACAGAAGAUCUGGACGGUGAGGAAAAGUCUUAAUUUUUCUUAUUAUUUUGUUAUAUUUUUAUUUCAUGGAUUAUUAAUUUAGAAAUCUGGUUCCAGGUUCUUGGAGUGCCCUCUGAAGAAAGUUGGCCCGGGGUCAGCCAACUACCAAACUACAAACCAGGUGAGCAGACCCCGCCCACAUCUGUUCCAUCAGCCAAUCUCAAGACAGUGGGGAAGGAACAGGAAGUAGUGGUUUGCUUCAAAAGGCUAUUCUUAUGGAGUCAUGCUUUUAGGGGUAACAUCAUAUUUGAGCUCACCUUUAGGGAACUAUCAUGAACAUGUGAAUAGAGUUGAAUUACUGUAAGUGUUUUCCUCCACAGAGCUCUUCAUCCACUGCAAACCCAAACAGUUCAGGACCUUUUGGAAGAGGUGAGAAAAUAAACUUUUAUUACAGUUUCAGCAGUUAAGGUUUAAGUAACUCAACAGGCUGAAAGAUUUUAAGAAAGUCUAAUGUCAAGUGUUAGCAUGCAGCUAACCAUGACUCCUCAGAAAGUGUUUUUACCGUCCCUCUAUUCAGAUCAUGUCUUAGCUGUCUCCAAAUCUUGGUUAAGUCUUACAGGGAUAUUCUGGCGUAAAAUUAAUUUAGGGUCAAACAAACCGUAACACUGAGUUAGACACCCCCUCGAGAGAUGAAUGUUGCCGACCGUUUGCUUCUCUCGUUAUACCAACUUUAGAUGAUCAUUUCUUCAUGGCAAUGCAGUUGACUGAAACGCUAAGGCAGAGGAACUACCGCGUCUGCAGUGCAAAAUGAUUAAUAUGGUGAUUAUUACUUCAAGGAAAUGAUAAAGAAAUGAUCAUAAAUGUUCUUCCUUGAGCUGUGUCACCUCGCUGCACUCCGUAAUGGACUGGCCUGAGGUCUCGUUACAAACAAACGGCUGCUGGAAGAGAGUAGGUGAGUUGUGUUUAGUCUCUUUGCUGAGGAAUUUAGGCAAAGCUAAUAAGAAUUUUGUUGGCUAGUACUUUGGCUGGGACCCUGUAUGUACUGUUGAUGAAGUUAGGUGCUGUUCUGAGCAUUAUUUGUGGCUAUAGAGUGGUGUUUUGGUUGAGGUUUGUUUAUGGCUCCUCGGACCGCGAUGUAUUGCUAUUGUGCGGUCGUUACUAAAGUUCGAAUAACUAGAGAAAAAAGCGGUCGGCAACAUUCAUCUCUCCAGGGGGUGUCUAACUCAGUGUUAAGGUGUGUUUGACCGUAAAUUAAUUAUACGCCGGAGUAUCCCUUUAACUGUGUCUGAAUCUGGGCCAUGUUUAAACUGUCUCUCAACCAGAAUCAGGUCUAAACUGUGUCUGAAUCUGUGUCAGGUUGAACCAGCUGCCUUACAAGACUGAGGAUCUUGCCCAAAGGAUGUUAAAGGGGGUCCCAUCUGACCGAAUAUCGGCUCAGGACUCCUUGCAGCACCCAUACUUUAGCACACUACCUCCUCCAAUCAUGCAUCUGAGAGACAGUGAGUCCCCCUUUUAUUUUGGUCCUUUUUUUAUUGUUUUUUGUUUGUUUGUUAAGUCUUUUGGGGUUUAUUCAGAUAAGGAUGUUGUUGGAGUUUCUGUUCGCAGCCUUAGCCGAUAUCACAUCUGUAAUUUAUUUUAACUGAAUAUCCAAACAUCAGUCAGUGUCUCUUCUUCUGCUGUUGUCUUUUGUCAGCGGUGUCCAUCUUCAAGGUUCCUGGUGUUCGUCUAGAGACAGAGGCCAGAGAUGUGUUCCGGCCCGGGCGUAGGGUCAGACCAUCCCUUUUUCCCACCAACACCUGCUGGUGA
Molecule: messenger RNA, 5174 nt
Organism: Xyrichtys novacula (pearly razorfish)
Lineage: Eukaryota; Metazoa; Chordata; Actinopteri; Labriformes; Labridae
Source: the annotation of a GenBank genome assembly